Aspergillus melleus is the source of this 2382-nucleotide messenger RNA. RefSeq lists its product as uncharacterized. The coding region runs from base 148 to 2382 and encodes 744 amino acids. Lineage: Eukaryota; Fungi; Ascomycota; Eurotiomycetes; Eurotiales; Aspergillaceae. Gene Ontology annotation, molecular function: oligopeptide transmembrane transporter activity. Gene Ontology annotation, biological process: transmembrane transport. The record is from RefSeq and is a predicted model, not a curated record. The transcript has 9 exons.
CGCAACCAUCGGAUCCUGAAUUUCUGAUGCCAGCGGAAAUUCGGAAGGCCGUGUCAGGUUGCAAAAUCUUAUCUGAUGGAAUAUAUCUGAUCAGAUAUCUCCUGUCCUUCUCGUUCGCUCGAUCCAAGGUUGAAUGACAGCGCAAAAAUGAGGGUCGACCACAAGCAGGGUGUAGAUACCCAAGAGUCGUCCGUCUCAUCGGAAAAGAUCAUCGAUGACUCGCAGUCAGAUGUCUUGCGAGCAGCAGGAAUUGGCAUCCAAGAGGAUGACCCGACGGAGCCUGUCCUUACGCUGCGCAUGUGGCUUCUAGGUAUUGCGUUCUGUCUCGUCGCCAGUGGUCUGAACACGUUGUACACGCUUCGAGUUCCCUCGAUCACGAUCUCGUCUUCUGUCGUCCUCCUGCUCGCUUAUCCUCUUGGUAGACUAUGGGAGAAGGCCAUUCCUAGCUGGAUUGUUCCUUUGGGACGUUGGAGUUUCAACCUAAAUCCUGGCAAGUUCAAUCAAAAGGAACACAUCCUGAUCUACAUCAUGUCCAACCUCAGCAUCUACGUCCGUCUCGGUGCCGACGUCUUAACCGAGCAAGAGAUGUUUUACGGACUCAAGACCGGGUGGGGGUUCAAGAUUUUGAUCACAAUGGGGACGUUUCUCACGGGCUUUUGUCUUGCGGGUCUCUUCCGUUCGGUCGUCGUCAAUCCUCCGGAGCUCAUCUGGCCCGGAGUCCUAGGUACAACUUCGUUGGCAACGACCCUUCACCACAUCGGCCGGGGCGACCAAUUCACAAGUACGUGGAAGAUCUCGCGGUACGCCUUUUUCAGCAUCGUAUUCUGCAUCUCGUUCUGCUGGUACUGGUUCCCAGAUUUCAUCUUCCCGGCUCUAAGCUACUUCACCUUCCCUUGCUGGAUUAAUCCGAAGAGCAAGGUUGUAAACCAACUGUUCGGAAUGAAAACCGGCAUGGGGUUGUUGCCUUUGACGUUUGAUUGGAGUCAAAUCUCGUACGUUGGCUCGCCUUUGUUGAUUCCGUCCUGGGCCAUUGUAAACGUCUUUCUUGCUUUGGUAUUUUGGAUUUGGAUUGUGGCGGUGGCCUGUUACUAUACCAACGUCUGGUAUUCUGGGUACCUGCCGUUCCAAAGCUCGUCCAUUUACGACAACACUGGAGGAACGUACAAAGUAGCCAAGGUCGUCAGCGCAGCUACGAAUUACAAACUGGAUGUGGAGAAAUACAAAGCUUACUCCCCGGUCUACAUGCCUAUUGUCUACUCAUUAAACAUGUUCGGUCUGUCUUUUGCAACUCUGAGCUCGCUGCUCGUCUGGGUGAUCCUCGAGAAACGCCAUGUCUUGGCCUCCGCAGCACGCAGCAUUCCCAAACUUUUAACUCAGUCAUGGAAACGCGAUUCAUCCGAAAAGACAGAUAGUGUCGAUGUGCCCAUGUGGUGGUAUCUGAUUGCUUGCGUUUUUGCCUUGUUCAUGACCAUCUUCGCUGUCGAGUGGUGGGAAACUGAGCUACGAUGGUAUGGUGUUCUUCUGGCUUGGGCUGUCGCCCUGGUAUUUUUCGGUCCACUCGCCCUGGUCUACGGCUCCUCGAGUCUCAAGAUCAACAUCGAUAUUUUCUGCCGUAUCAUUGCAGGAUUCGUGUUUGAGGGUAAAGUCCUUGCCAAUAUCUGGUUUUUCGAUGUCGGCUACAUUGCCACCAUCAAGGGAUUAUGGUUUGCCGAGGACAUGAAACUAGCCCAUUACUGCAACAUUCCCCCUCGCAGUCUGUUCCUCGUCCAAUGUGUCGGCAUGGUUGCCGGAACACUCAGCUCCGCCAGCGUGCUGACCUGGGCACUCGGACAUAUCGAAGGUGUCUGCACUUCUGACGCCGUCAACAACUUCUCCUGCCCCUUCUCCCGCACCCACUUCAACACCAGCCUAAUCUGGGGCGCUAUAGGCCCUCGCCGCUACUUCACCAGCCAAGUGGGCUACUCCGCUCUACUGUACUUUUUCAUCUUCGGCGCCGUCCUCCCCAUUCCCGUCUACCUGCUCAAGCGCCGGUAUCCCAACUCUCUCUGGCGUCGCGUGCACAUCCCGCUGUUCCUUGGCGGACUGAACUAUCUCCCUCCUGCUACUGGAACGAGCUACGGCAGUUGGGCGCUCGUGGGGUUAGCCUUUGGAUGGGGAUUGAGAAGGAAGGUGUACGGGUGGUGGUUCAAGUAUAACUUCGUGCUAAGCGCAGCGUUGGACUCGUCGGUUUCAAUCGCCGGAGUGGUGAUCUUCUUCGCGAUCUUUUACAGCGGGGCGUCCAAGGGGUUUAGUUGGUGGGGAACGGAGGUUCAUAAGAAUACCUGUGACUGGGAUGGAUGUGCGCAUUUGGACAUUCCCGAGGGAGGAAAGUUCGGUGUGUAG